Molecule: messenger RNA, 1332 nt
Organism: Gamsiella multidivaricata
Lineage: Eukaryota; Fungi; Mortierellomycota; Mortierellomycetes; Mortierellales; Mortierellaceae
Exons: 1
Coding region: 1-1332 (443 amino acids)
Source: RefSeq, a predicted model, not a curated record
AUGGAAUCCGAAUACACUACCAAGUUAUCAUUUUCUCCAUCAGAUAACGACUCUUUGGACGAGGAGGAUGAAUAUCAGCUGGAGUUGCAAGAAGACGAGAGGCAGCACAGGGGAACUGAUGACUUGGAAAUCGAAGUAGGCGAGCGUAAGGGCAAGCACGUCAAGGGUCGCACAUCAUCUUCUACUGUUGAUGCGUCUUCAGUCGUCAUUUCCCAGUCGUGUUCGCCAAGUCCUAUUUAUGGUCCCCACGACAAGAUCAUCAAAGUCGAAGAGCCGCAAGUUCAAGGAGAGGAAGAGGACCAGACUCAACAUGGCCCUUCGAAUGCCGACGAUGAUGAUGAGGAUUGUAAACACGGUCAAAGGCGUGAGCGAGUAAAGGGAGUCGUGAAAGCGUGCAAGGACAAUCGGCCUGGGUCUCCUUCAUCGUCAUCCAUCCUCGUCAGCGACACAUCGGCUACUGGCAGAAGAGGUAGCGGCAACCGUCCUGUUCGUGACACUCCCAAGACCUUCCGUUACCUCAGUCCAUGCGAUCGUGGCCAUCGAUAUCAUGACCUCGAUGCCGAGCCCACGAAGAACAACAGCAAAGAUGAAGCCGUCCACAACUUUCAGGACGAUUUGUUGUUUAUGGCUGGUAUCACUGCGCAUCCUCGUAGGUUUGGCUCUGAAAGACACGUCGACAGAUCCGAUGUGAGGGGCCCCAACGCUGACAGCAGCCCGCGCUCAAACCACGUCGGCGAUCCACGCGGUAUCAAGAGAAGACGUGAAUCCCCCCAUUCCAACGACAACCACGACAAUCGAUACUACCAGAGCAGGACCGACCAUCUCAACAACGAGAAUGAGGGCGCCCUCGGUCGAAAUGGUCUCUUCACUGAGCGGUUCUUGCGAACCAGCGACCUUAUUAAGAACAGCAGCAAUACUACACUCAAUCGAUUCACGCGGGAUGAGAAUACAUCUCGACGUUCGAGCGGGUACCAGCAAAGGGAGCCCAGCAGCAUUAAUUGCAGCCAGUAUGCAAACAGCUUCGCCGAGCCCUCCGCUUCACUGCUGCCCCACUUAGAACAGCAGCGUCUUGAUUUGAUGCUACCUCUUGAUCCGCCGUUUUCCUCUUCAAUGGGAUAUACCAUCUCUCCGAAUGUGCUCAUCCAGUUCGCAGCCUGGGAAGUUGAUUCUCUUUCGAAGCAGCUCUUGGAUGAACGUCAGCUCCGUUGGCGUACUGAGGAACAGUUGGACAUUACCCAGAGACAGUUGAGCCACUUGACGAGAGGUUAUAAGGAGCUCCAGAUGCGUUCGGAGCGCGCCCAACGCCAGAUCAAGGACAAGGGCGGUGCAUGA